Molecule: messenger RNA, 1197 nt
Organism: Sitodiplosis mosellana (orange wheat blossom midge)
Lineage: Eukaryota; Metazoa; Arthropoda; Insecta; Diptera; Cecidomyiidae
Exons: 8
Coding region: 1-1197 (398 amino acids)
Source: RefSeq, a predicted model, not a curated record
AUGGAUGAAGGACAACCGGUAUCAGGUCAGAAGGUCGAACGAAAACUGUCACGCAAGAAACGUUAUCUGAUUUUUCCUACUGGCAGCUCCAUACAAUUGGUCUAUGAUCAAACCAUCACCAUUCCCGACUAUACGCUAUACGUCACAACAGGGAUUACAGUGGCACUCGCAUGGGGCUUGCCGGACAAACCGGUAUAUCCUGAACAGGAGCUAAUGGAACGUUAUGAAAAUGGAUCAUUACCUCUGCUGUUGCGCGAGGAUAAAAAUUUCACCGAUGCCAAUCGAAAAGGGGAAACCGCUGCCGCCAUCGUGUCAUCCAACAAAAUUCCUAGUUACUCAAAUCAAUAUUACAACGGAAGUGGCAUUAUGAAUGGAAUUGCAAAUUAUUAUAAAUACUUCCAGCAGCGUCGGAAGCCCGAUUCAUAUUAUUUCGGAAAUUCGCCGUUGAGUCCAACGAAUUAUAACAAAAAGUCCUAUUGCAAUAACGGUCGCAAUUGUGUUCACAAUAAUGAGCAUAGUAUCAGCUAUUAUACGAACGGCAAAGAUAAAACUAACGAUUAUAAUUCGUACAACGUUCGUCCGCCGUAUGCAGCCACAUAUGACGAAGGUAACCGAUAUGGUGCAUUCAUGAAAUACAUGAACGAUACAUAUUUCAAGCCAUGGCUCGAAUCCACCACGCAAAUGAAAUACACAACGGUAUCACCAGACUCAAAAUCAACGACGAACAACAAAACGAAGAAGACAACAAAAGUUCCGGAUUUCAAGCCCAUCAUAAAUAAGUUGCAUACGGUUUAUGUGGCAAUGGGAAGACGAAGCGUACGCGAUGCGUCGCUUAGCUUUGAAGAGAAAUUCUAUUUGGAACAUCAUCGAACGACGCGUCAUAAACUCUAUGAAAUCAUUGAAAAAUAUCUAUUUGCUAAAGGCUAUAAUGGGACCGAAUGUGUUUUGAAAACAUUAUGUGAAGUCGGCCAAAAGCGACAUGAAACGGAGCCGGCCUCAUUUUUAGCUGAAAUCGUUCGUGCUGUAUUCAGUUUGCCGGUGGCGCAGCUACAGCGGGUGAUACAUAAGCGGCACAUUGACUACGAUGAUGCACAUCAAACGAUCGUUGAUUGCACUGCCAAAUUCCCAUUGUGUCCGGAGAGUAUUUGGAGUGCUGGCUUUUUAAUUGAUAAUGAUGCCACUUUUCAUCGCCAGUAA